ACAAAAUACAAAUUUAUUUGUCAAAAUAAAAUACUGAGUUGAAGACUUAAAAUUUUUUUUAGGUUCAUCAUUGUUAUUUAAUUUUUUCCAAUUGCCCUAUUUGUUUCUACCAAACAUAAGUAGUGAAUAGUGAUAUUCAUUUGAAGAUAUUAUUUAGUUCGAAGAAUACCUCAGCCAUACCUAUUGUUAACACAUUUCACAAUACAACAAUAGCUGUUCUUUCUGUGACCGUAUUUUAGUGAGUGUAGUUCAGCUUGUUGCUAGCAUACAUAGUUGACCUUAAGGCAUUACUGUUAUUGUAUCUGUAAUCUGUAUGCUGUAUGUUGUGUAACAGCGCCAAAAUAUCAGGCCAAGCGGAUAGCGAUGCCAAGUUUUUUGUCACGAUGCUAAGUAAUGUGUACGAAAUCAAUUAAUUACAUACUCAAAUGUUUAUAUAAAAAAAAGCUUGCCAUUACUUCAUCUUAGAAGACGAUUCAUCAUUAAUUGGAGGUAGUAUUCGUUCAAUAACUGUUAAAUUGGAAUUACGACCAUUUUCAUGGAUUAGGUUUGUGUUGCCUGAAGUGAUUUACCAGCACACAUUGUAUGAAGUGGUCUUAUAAGAAUAUCUUAUAUAUAGGAUGUCAACAACAUAGUAUCCUAGGCUGCUUGGUGUCUAUUAUCAAAUGAUAAAAUGAGUGAGGAGCCACAUGAUGAAGGAGGAAAUAAAAGUCCAUCACUCUCUAGAGCAGAGGCAGUCACUGUUGGAGCUGAGUGUGGAGCUCAUGUCAAUGCCUCUACUAAUGUAUCACAGACCAAUAUUACACAGGUGACAGGAAGUGCAGACAACAAUUUAAAAUGGAGAUGUGAAGUGUGUACAUAUGAAAACUUCCCAAUGUCAAGAAAGUGUACAAUGUGUCGCACCAACAAGCCGUCACUAGGAGAAGAUAUCUUUAAAUUGCAAGAUGGAGCAAGUGCACUACCCACUCAGGAUGAAUGUGGCGCGGAGGCUGUCACAGAAAGGCUAAAGCCCUUAAGGAUAUCGUCUCCCCAGGGCCAGGCAAGUGCCUCGUCCAUCAAUAAGUGGUCAUGUCUGACGUGUACGUACGAGAACUGGCCUCGGUCGCUCAAGUGUGCGAUGUGUGGUGCCCCGCCCUCCGCCAACGCGUCUGCGCCCGUCACACAGACUCCGCACGCGCAAUCCAACGACGCGAUGAGCCCCGCGCCGCCCGGUAUUAACGAUAUAUGCAACAGUCAGCAGCACAUACACGAUUUAGAUCCCAACGGGCGGCGAUCCAAACGAAGAAACAAUAUUGACUGGAAUUGGCUACAGGCGUGUCUAGGUGUUGUAGAAGGGGACUCGAGGUGCGUGGAGGCCUAUCUUCGCGGCGGCGGGAAUCCCUCACGUGCCCUCACCGCCCACGAGGUCGCCCUGCUCGAUCGGGCAUCCGCCUUUGAUCCAGGACACACCCUCAUACACUUGGCUAUCAGGUUUCAGAGACAAGAGAUAUUAACGACGCUCCUGUCGCGGAUAUCCGGUGGAGGCCCGGGCUUAAAGAGAUCACCUUCAUAUGUCGCUCCGGACCUAGCGUCGUCAAUUCGGAGACACAUGGCGGGUUGUAUCCGGCAUAAGAAGGGAAACUUUCCGUGUCGUUACUUCAAUGAGUUCUGCACCUUCUCACUUCCCGCAGAGAUAGAAGAGCUACCAGCGCCGAUACAAGACCAGCUGUUCAUGGAAUUGUUGGACAAGGAGGCACAACAGACUCUGGAAGCCGACCCACCACUCAUCAAUUGGAGUGGAGAGCUUACCCUCACAUUAGGGUCCCGUCUGUAUGCGUUGUGGAACCGGUCAGCGGGCGACUGUCUGCUAGACGCCGUGUGUCAGGCCGCGUACGGCGUCUUUGACCGCGCCAACCUGAUACGAGCGGCACUUGCGGACACAUUACACCACGCCCAUCGGAGCCUGUACUCCCGCUGGGCGGGCUGGGAGCGUUGGGUAGCGUCGCAGCUGCAGUACGCGCCCGAGGAGGCGCAGCUGCGGGCCGAGUGGGGCCGCCUGGUGGCCGCAGCCGCGAGACCUGGCACCGCGCUGCAUCAGCUUCACGUGUUCGUGCUAGCGCACGUGAUGCGUCGGCCUAUUAUCGUGUAUGGAGUGGACGUCGUCAAUUCAUUCCGGGGUGAGGCACUCGGAUACGCACGCUUUCAGGGUAUAUACUUGCCGCUGCUGUGGGAGCCUGAGUUCUGUGAGAAGUCUCCACUGUGCCUGGGCUACACGAGAGGCCACUUCUCCGCGCUCGUGCCGGUCGAGCCGUACUCGCAUAGACACCACUACAUCUGCCGAGACCAAGAACAAGAGGAGGAUAGUGCAGAAAUGACGUUCCUUCCCCUGACUGACUCUGAAGGGAAGCUUCUCCCUGUUCAUUUCCUCACCUGCGAUGAGAUGGCCGACGAGGAGGGCGUGGUGCGGCGCUGGACCUGCGCCGGCGUCACCGCGGGGGGCGUGUUGGCCGCCCGCCAGCUGCACGCGCGGCCGCUGCUGCAGGCACAGAUGUUGGAGGAGUGGCUCAACCACUACCGCCGGCUGGCGCAACAGACCCGUGGACCGUUUCCUCCACGGCUUCACACCGCCGACUUUUCCAGCGACGCCGAUACCGACGACGAGUAACACAGGCAUACAAACAAAAAAUAAAAUAUUUUGGAAUGUUACUUUGUAAAUUACAAAUUAUUGAUGAGAUUUUCAGAAAUGGAUAUUAACACAUUAUGGCCUUGUAAUUUAUGAACAAUGCAAAACUUAGAAUUUUUACAAAAUUAAAAAAAAAAAUUUUUAAAUAAAUGCUUGAAUUUAGCUCGAAUAUGCGCGCCUUAGUAGACCCUUUGCUAAUUACGAUACUUACAGAAGACUUAUAUACUCACCCGAAUGUCGAGUUUGAGUAUUAAAGUUAAAUUCCUUUUUUUUUAAUACUCGAAAGAUAAUAAAAUUUUAUUAGUGUAGUCAUAUAAAUAUUAUAUACAUAUAUGGAGAGUUCCGUAGAGAAGCAAAAUUCAACGAAAUCAUUCAAUAAAACUUGGGAUUUCGAGAUAUUUUUUCCAAAUAUAAUCAUUUUGAAUUUAAUUCUCACGUGCUCUUUAAUUUACUCUGUUUUAACAAUUUGUUAUUUUUUGAGAGUGAUAACCCUCACUUCUGGCAUUAAUUACGCAAAUUAAAUUUAAAAACGCAAUUUAUGAACGAUGCGGGACUCGAGCCCGUGACUUCUCGCGUUCCGUGCGAGCUCUCUUACCACUGAGUCAACCGUUGGUUUCAAAUUUAAUUUGUGUAAUUACAAUUUAACAAAUUAAAAAAAAUGUUUUAGAGCGUAUUCUCAAAUGAAGUAAGCGCCUAGUGAUUAAUUAUUAUUAAAUAAUAUUAAAAUAGUCUAACAUAAGUACGUUGGUGUUGUCCAUGGACUUUAAUAUAUUUUUUCACUUAAGCAAUAUGGCAACACUGGCUUGGCGUGUCACAUGAAAGCAUAGGAAAAGUUAUUUAAAUUAUUAAUAUAAUAUUCCAAUGAACUUGUUGUUAAAAGUUAAUAUUAUGCAUUGUGGCUUACAUCUCGAAAUUUAUAAGAUUUUUUUUUAAAUAUAAAUUAAAAUUCUUAAAUUACAUUUUUGUUUUAUGUACAAAUACCAUAAUUAAAUUCCGUCGUCUCUACGUUAAAUUAAUAUUGUAUUAUGUACUUUCAAAAUAUUUAACUUGACUUAAAAUAAAAAUAAAAACAUUUUUUUUUCUCUUUUUAAAAGAGCUUGGCUAGGCAAUUGUCAUAUGCAAAGAUGAUGUAAAUACUACGUAAUAAGAGGCGGGAAUGCCUGGGUAAAAAUAGAACUUUAGUUUAGUAUGAAACGUGCAGUGAUUUGACAUAAGUUUGAAAUAGUAAUUACAAUAUUAUGGCGUCGAAGUAUAAGCCGGCUAAGUUUGAAAGUAGUAAAAACGUAGUGGAUUUCGGCUAUCUCCGGUUUUUUACAAGAUUAUAGCCGUCAUCUUUCGGUCUGUGACUGCACGUUUCAGACAAUAUACCGCUGGAUGCAAGAAUGCGGGACAGUAUAACAUUGAUAUCCACUAAUAUGAAAAAACAAACUAUAGUAUAUGUUCAUGAUUGAAGUGUUACAUUAGAAUUAUUCCUUCAUCAAUAUUUUUGAUGAUAAUUUUAUUCCGAGCAAGAUAUUAUUUGUUGUUGUGACGUCAUUGUACACGUUCACUAAGCGCCGAAAUAGCGGGUCUCUGUCCUCGUCAACUGGCUAUUUUUAACAACUAUUGUAAAUAUAUACUUUAUUUUGUAUUUUUUCAUGAUUACGGAAAGUAUCGAAGAAAAAUGUAAAAAAUAUGGAUUUCCCUUAUUGUAGCAGCUCUAAGCUGUCGAAGAUUCUCGACUGCGUUAAAUAUUUAUUUAAUAUAAUAAGUUCAAUAUAUAUAUAUAUAUUAUAUAUAACCACAAGAGGCGCUGUAAAUUGUUUCAUAAUUAAUUAAUUUAUACGUCUAGAUAAACUGACAGCUGUGAACACGUAAAAAGAUAGCGGCAAACUGUUAAGAUCUAUUUUCAGUAACAGGCCUGUCUCAAUCCCCGUGUAGGUAUCGAAAUCGCAAGUACGUGCGGCGGCCUCUACAGAGUAGGCCAGCCAGUAGGGACUCACGGCGAACUUUGUUGUCACCUAUAUUUGGACAUAAUUCAUUAUUAAGGCGAUAUUUGGACGUAAUUCCAGUAAAACGUUCCUAACCACAAUUAUGUUGAAAUUGAGUUAAGAACGCAAAACUGGUCAUGUGAUUUAUAUUAACGGUCUAACAAAAAAGGGCAGCCCUACUGACUUAAAUGACAUCAUGACUUUGUAGUAUGGAAUACGCUAAUAUUAAUUAAACUUUAAACUCUAAUUUCUUAAAAUGUGAUGUUCAUUUUGGCUUGGAACGUUGUUCAGGAACUACGUCCAUUUUAAAAAUGGACAAACGUAAAUAAAGCAAAGCUAUUAACUAAAGGUCCAAAUUUUAAUUUAUUUAUAAUAUAGAAAAACGGAGUUUUUUAUAAGAUCACCUUAUACUAGGUAAAGAAGUCAACCCUAAUGUCGUCAGAAGAGUUAAGAGUCACGCGAUAGAUAGAGAGGCAACUUCUAGGUGAAUUAAAAUUUAGGCUAACAGCGCUUUGUGAUCUGAAUUACACCUUAUUUUAUGACCGCUAGAGUUCCUAUUUCUUUAAUUGAUAUUGCGGAGUGAGACUUAUGGUACUUGUACUAUUAUAUAUUCUUUGCCUGUACACUUAAUUUAUAAACCCGGCUUGUUGUCAUGCGCUACCUAACUGCAAGAGGCUCUGUCUAGACGUACAAAUUAUCUAAGAGCUAUUACAUAAUUUUCUUUAUCGUGAAAGUGUCAGUAUUGACGAACGCUCAAAAUUCAAUAAUACGAUUAUAUUUCAAAAUUGUGUUGUACAGAUAGUUUAAAUUCAUUAUAUUUAUUGUUUUUCACCGAUAUAUGUAAAUAAAUUUUUGCGAUAGCGUCGCCUAUUUGUAGAUAUUGCUUCGAGCUGAUUGGCGCAUUUGUGAAAUCAAGAAAUACUUAGAUCGAGUUUUAUUUAGUUAACUGAAAAAUGGUGCAGCCUGGUUGUGCUUCUAUAAAUUAAUGUACGGCGGCAGAUAUUUGAACUUUAAUGUCAAUUGCUGUAUCUAAGUAUUUGUUGAGUCAAUAUGAAUGGACAAAAGUAUUUAUGAAAUAUAAAUAGGUUAUCCAAUUUAUGGAAUUACUUGUACACGGGUGUCAAAUAUUUUUCGUACAGAAGGAAUUCUCUGGUUGGAUAAAAUUGGGGAUUCGUCACGAGGUAUAUAUAAUAAUAGGGUUCUCUAGAUCUAGUUCAAUUAAUGCUACUAACAGUAAGGGCAAAUAUGCAAUAUGUAAUAUUUAAUUAUUAUUCACAUUUAGAGACACUACACCUACGUCAGUGACAACGCAUUUCAAUUAUUGUGUGUGUAUAUUCGGCUAAGUGUUGUUUUUUAUCAAUUCGACACGUGUUUCGUCUUUACACGAGGUAUCCUCAGGAGAUGUUGACUCGCCAAAUUCUGGCGUAGUCUCUUAUCAGAAUUUGGCGCGUUAAAAUCUCUCGAGGAUGUCCCGUUUAGAGUUGUUAGAGUAUUCUGACAGUCACGUGCAAGAAUUUGGCGAGUCAACAUCUCCUGAUGAUGCCUUGUGUAGAGGCGAAACACGUGUCGAAUUGAUCAAAGAUAAAACAUAGUGGAAUUUAAAAAUAAUGGAUAAAUAUGGAUUUCCAAAUUCAAAAAGAUUUUUAACAGUAUCAAAAUCAAAAAAAAAUACCGAAAAUUUUAUUUUUGUUGUUGAUUUUUAAAUUUUCACAGCUGACAUUUGUCGAGGCUUAGCACCCAAGACCGUGUGGUGUCUGUAGAUGUAAAAGAGGCUUUACUCUGUCUUAACAUUUUUUAAUAAGUUAGUUUUCACUGUAGGAAAUACCGCAGUAAAGUAGCAGGCUUUAGACUGCACUAGGCUAUGUCAUAUUUUGUUGUAUGAUGGUACUAAAUCUCGCGACAACAUUACUCAGUGUGUCGGCGCCCUUACCAACUCUUUAUUUUUUUAAUGUAAUCUAAUUGGCUUUUCGCAUUUUGUUUUAGUAAUUUAGGUGUAUUCUAGAAGUUUGUAAAUAAACUGGCGGGUUUUUCUUUCACACUAUGUGUAAUGGUUGAAAUUUUUGUGUUAAUAAAGCGUACAAGUUUAUUUUUAAAUUAUGCAUCUAUAUCUACAGGUUAAAAAUCAAUAAAGCACUUAUUUUAUGAAGCGUU
Molecule: messenger RNA, 6780 nt
Organism: Leptidea sinapis
Lineage: Eukaryota; Metazoa; Arthropoda; Insecta; Lepidoptera; Pieridae
Gene: trbd
Product: ubiquitin thioesterase trabid
Exons: 17
Coding region: 671-2641 (656 amino acids)
Biological process (GO): protein K29-linked deubiquitination; protein deubiquitination involved in ubiquitin-dependent protein catabolic process; protein K33-linked deubiquitination
Cellular component (GO): nucleus; cytoplasm
Molecular function (GO): K63-linked polyubiquitin modification-dependent protein binding; cysteine-type deubiquitinase activity
Source: RefSeq, a predicted model, not a curated record